Molecule: messenger RNA, 418 nt
Organism: Trametes versicolor FP-101664 SS1
Lineage: Eukaryota; Fungi; Basidiomycota; Agaricomycetes; Polyporales; Polyporaceae
Product: mismatched base pair and cruciform DNA recognition protein
Exons: 3
Coding region: 16-345 (109 amino acids)
Source: RefSeq, a predicted model, not a curated record
UACAAAUCACUCACUAUGUCCGGAUACAAGGCCAACACUGACGAGCCCAACAAGACCACGGGCCAGUACCACUCGCUCAAGGGCACGGCCGUCGAGACGAUCGGCGACCUGACCGGCGCCCAGUCCUGGAAGCAGUCCGGGCGGGAAGAGCACGUCGAGGGCGAGGCCGAGUACGACGCCGCCCAGGCGAAGAACUACGUCGAGGGCACCGUCGACCGCGUCGCGGGCAAGGUGGACACCGUCGUCGGUGCCGUCACGGGCGACAGGCAGCAGGAGAUGUCUGGCAAUGUGCGCCAUGACAAGGGCCAGACACAGCAGGAGCUGAACAAGCCCGCUGGUUUCUGAGUCUAAUCCGGAUGUAAUUGCGAGGAUGUACGACAGGAUGUAUCAUAGACCUCAGGUCAUGUAUCGAUAUACC